GUUGUUGUGUUAUUUCUCUUCCUGUCAGGAGCCAGAGCUCAGUGAGGCAGGCUGUGCCCAUGCCGUUAGGACCCUGAACAAACAGCUGGUUCACCCCAGACCACCGCUUUAAAGGGAAAGAGAGAGGGAGGGAGGGAGAGGGAGAGAGGGGGAGAGAGAGAGAGAGAACAGGGAUAGAGCAAGAGAUAGAAAAUGGAGAUAGAGAGACAGUGUGACAGAGAGAGAGAGCGAGAGACAGAGAGAAACACCCACUUUCCAGCAGGCAGUAACGCUCUGGGGGCACUCUGGCACGCCCUGUAAAAAUAAGAGGAGUGACUGACAGACUGGGCGUCCCAAAGCUUCCUCAGAGAGAAAUGAAGGGAUGAAAAACGGAGGAGUAAUAGACGACAGAGGAGGAGGAGGAGAGCUGGCGUGCGCGUGUGAACGCAGAGCGGGAUAAGCCGUGGUGUGGACUGUAAUGGGUUAGCUGGUGCCUGUGCCCCAGGCGCCCUCUGUGAAUGUCUCUCACCAUGGCCAAGCACGAGUCCAGCAACAGCAGCCCCGUGGUGCGGCAGAUCGACAAGCAGUUCCUGGUCUGCAGCAUCUGCCUGGACCACUACCACAACCCCAAAGUCCUGCCCUGCCUGCACACCUUCUGCGAGAGGUGCCUACAGAACUACAUUCCCCCGCAGUCCCUGACGCUGUCGUGCCCCGUGUGCCGACAGACCUCCAUUCUGCCGGAGAAGGGCGUGGCCGCACUCCAGAACAACUUCUUCAUCACCAACCUGAUGGAGGUGCUCCAGCGGGGUCCAGAGUGCGCCCGUCCCGAGGCCUGCAGUGUCCUGGAGUCCGUCAGCGCUGCUGUGGCCGGGACACCGCUCUGCUGUCCCAACCACGAGGGCAAGGUGAUGGAGUUCUACUGCGAGUCAUGCGAGACGGCCAUGUGUCUGGAGUGCACAGAGGGAGAGCACAGGGAGCACGUGACCGUCCCUCUACGGGACGUCCUGGAGCAGCACAAAGCCGCGCUGAAGAACCAGCUUGAUGCCAUCCGUGGCAGACUCCCCCAGCUGACGGCGGCCAUCGAGCUGGUGAGCGAGAUCUCCAAGCAGCUGACGGAGCGCAAGAACGAGGCGGUGAGCGAGAUCAACUGCACCUUCGAGGAGCUGGAGCGGGCGCUGAACCUGCGCAAGAGCGCCCUCAUCACCGACCUGGAGAGCAUCUGCAACGCCAAGCAGAAGGUGCUGCAGGCCCAGCUGGCCUCCCUGCUCCAGGGGAAGGAGCACAUCCAGAGCAGCUGCAGCUUCACGGAGCAGGCCCUGGACCACGGCAGCGCCACCGAGGUGCUGCUGGUGCAGAAGCAGAUGAGCGAGCGGGUCAGCGCCCUGGCCCGCCACGACUUCCCCGAGCAGCCGCACGAGAACGGCCACCUGGACUGCCUGGUGGAGACGGAGGGCCUGCGCCGCUCCAUCCAGAACCUGGGCGUCCUGCUGACCACGGGCGCCGUGGGCCACACCAGCGUGGCCACGGGCGAGGGGCUCCGGCACGCCCUGGUGGGCCAGCACACGUCCGUCACCGUCACCACCAAGGACAAGGGCGGCGAGCUGGUGCGGACGGGCAACGCCGCGCUCCGCGCCGAGAUCUCGGGCCCCGACGGGGCGCGGGCCGACGCCGAGGUGACGGACAACAAGAACGGGACGUACGAGGUGGGGUACACGCUGCGCUCCGAGGGCGAGUUCUCCUUCGCCCUGCUGCUCUACGGGCAGCCCGUGCGGGGCAGCCCCUUCCGCCUGCGGGCCGUCAAGCCCUCCGACGUGCCCCAGUCCCCCGACGACGUCAAGCGCAGGGUGAAGUCGCCCAGCGGGGGCGGGGGCCACGUCCGGCAGAAGGCCGUCAGGCGCCCCUCCAGCAUGUACAGCACCAGCAAGAAGAAGGAGAACCCCAUCGAGGACGAGCUCAUCUACAGAGUCGGCUCACGUGGGCGGGAGAGGGGGGAGUUCACCAAUCUGCAGGGUAUUUCUGCCUCCAGCAAUGGCAGGAUCGUGGUGGCAGACAGUAACAAUCAAUGUAUCCAGGUCUUCUCCAAUGAUGGACUAUUCAAACUUAGGUUUGGGGUCAGAGGUCGUUCGCCUGGCCAGCUCCAGCGCCCCACAGGCGUCACCGUGGAUAUGAACGGUGACAUCAUCGUGGCCGACUACGACAACAGAUGGGUCAGCAUCUUCACUUCAGACGGCAAGUUCAAGGUGAGCUUGCUCAUAACUGUCAGUCAUUCAAAUAAUCGGAGCUGGUUUCGCCCACCUCUGCAAAGGCUGCAUUUUCAACAAAAUGGACAUAGGAAGUGGGGUUCCUAUGAAAAAGAGCUUGGGGCUUUUUUUGGUCCUUUGUCUUUCAUUUCUGACUUUUCCUUUUCAUUUCUUUUAGAAAAAAGUGGUGCAAACAUUGCACUGGAGCAAAAGCUUAGUAAAUCUGGCCCAGCGUUCAGUCCACACUUUGUAGCUGUAAAUAACAAGAAUGAAAUAGUGGUGACAGACUUCCACAACCACUCCGUUAAGGUGUACAGCGCUGACGGAGAGUUCCUGUUCAAAUUCGGCUCUCACGGAGAGGGCAACGGUCAGUUCAACGCCCCCACGGGCGUGGCCGUGGACGCCAACGGCAACAUCAUCGUCGCCGACUGGGGCAACAGCCGAAUACAGGUGUUCGACAGCUCCGGGUCCUUCCUGUCCUACAUAAACACGACGGCGGACCCCCUGUACGGGCCCCAGGGCCUGGCCCUGACGUCGGACGGACACGUGGCCGUGGCCGACUCUGGGAACCACUGCUUUAAGGUGUACCGCUACCUGCAGUAAGACCUCGGAGGAUGAGGAGGAGGAGAGGAAACGGGAAGUAAAAACACACAGGGUUCAAAACAUUCUCAAUGUUUUCCGCUUUAACCAUUUCGACUCGACUCAUCAGACGGACUGUAAGAUACUUGUACCUUUCACCCUUUCCAAGCUCUCCUGGAAAACAAGAAACAAACAAACAAACAAACGAAAAAAAAAACGUUCUGUGAUGUUUUUCUACUGUAUCGUUUGGAAGCAAACCCACUUUGAGCCGAAGGACUUUCCAUUAAAUAAAAAUGAGAAAAUAAUGAAAGUAUAUCAGGAACUCGACUAGAGGGAUAAAACAGUAAGCGUGUGUAUAUAUAUAUAUAUAUAUAUUUUAUAUAAAACAUACAUAUAUAUAUAUAUAUUCAAAGUGAUUAACCGCACCUAGUGUGGACAAAGAAGAACAUCGAAAGGCAUAAGACGGAACGUCGUGGAGCAAAAACAGUUUUCCAAAUGCAUGAAGUUGUAGCUUAUCGGAACCACAGCUGAGACAAAGUAUGUUUGUAAACUGGUCGCUUUUCCUGGCAGUAAAUGCCUGAAGAAAAGUGGAUGACUCAUACCUCUCUUUUAACUCUGAGUGCAGUAUUGAGACUGAAUCUUUCUUUAUUUGGUCAUUCGUUGUAACAGCAGAUUUUAUCCAUGACGAAGUAAGCCAUCUUGAACAUGACUUCAAACACACCAUCUUGUGCAUUUAAUUUUGUUGUAUAUUUAUUCUUGUAAACACAUAUCUGUAUAUCCUGUAAAUGGACAUGUUCUUUGAAGCUGCAUUUAUGUUAUAAAACUUAUGGGCCUAAUUGAGUAACUCACAGUUCAGAUAACUAGCAUUUCAGCAUUUGUAACAAGUGUGUAGGUCAAGAUUGAAAUCGUGUGGGUUUGAACCUGGACAUAUAAGCCCAAGCUUAUGAAAUGAAGUGUGCAGUAUUUAAUGCAAAUAGCUAUAGCACAAUGACUCACUUUUUAUGUGCUCUUUUUAAGACAAAAAGGAAAAAGUACAAAAAACAAGAAGUUACUUCUUAAUUUAUUUUAUUUUUUACGUGAUUUUAUCUUUUACAGAUUAUUUUUUUAAUUUUAUGCAUUUGUUUUCGUUUCCGCCAAAAUUCGGGUGCAGGCCUUGACGUUAUAUUGUAUCUACUCUGUCUGUGGAACACCCUGAUAUAGUCAGCAACUAAUGACAAAAACGAAAAAUUUCUUUGUAUCUUUUUUUUUUUGCCAAAAAGCAUAAAUUGGUUACUGUUGCCAUUUACUGAGAAGGUGUAGCUCAUAAACUUAUGUAUAUUGAUCUUAUAUAUGCUAUAUCUAUAUAGCAUCAUUGCUAUUAUUAUGGCAGAUAAUUAAAAUUUCUCACUUGCGUUACUUUAAGGAAUUUAGAAUGAAUGCAGCACAAUGCUAAGUUGUUCUUAUAACCAACCCACGGGCUCAAAUGUGGAAUGUGUUAUGUUUCACCAACCUCUCCUCUGACGGACUCUCUCCUGAUAAUAUCACAGGUUCAGAAAACAGUAUUUGCAGUUACAUCAUCACAGUCAGUCCUGCUGUGCCUUGUUUAAAAGUUGUGAACGAUGGGGGGG
Molecule: messenger RNA, 4405 nt
Organism: Anguilla rostrata (American eel)
Lineage: Eukaryota; Metazoa; Chordata; Actinopteri; Anguilliformes; Anguillidae
Product: tripartite motif-containing protein 3-like
Exons: 12
Coding region: 498-2822 (774 amino acids)
Biological process (GO): proteasome-mediated ubiquitin-dependent protein catabolic process; negative regulation of translation; protein polyubiquitination
Molecular function (GO): ubiquitin protein ligase activity; translation repressor activity; zinc ion binding
Source: RefSeq, a predicted model, not a curated record